Hyaena hyaena (striped hyena) is the source of this 1168-nucleotide messenger RNA. Its product is annotated as protein FAM122A-like. Gene Ontology annotation, biological process: mitotic G2/M transition checkpoint. NCBI's taxonomy places the organism in Eukaryota, Metazoa, Chordata, Mammalia, Carnivora, Hyaenidae. Gene Ontology annotation, cellular component: cytoplasm; nucleus. The record is from RefSeq and is a predicted model, not a curated record. Gene Ontology annotation, molecular function: protein serine/threonine phosphatase inhibitor activity. The coding region runs from base 77 to 1078 and encodes 333 amino acids. The transcript has 13 exons.
UUCAAAGACAGAAGUAGCAUAAGCGGCAAGGUAUGGAGCUAAGCAAAGUAGCAAUUUGAGAUCAUGGCAUAAUGCUAUGGAACAGCAGGAGCUGAUCACAAAACACAGCAAGAGGGAAAAGAAACCAUCCCCCGGUUCACAUAGGAGACGAAUAAGCGCAGCGAAACGCCACUCGGAAGAGAGAAGAGACGCUCGGGAGCAGGUUGACUUGUCCCUGUGUGAAUGGGAGCCAGAAAACCUUGAGAACUCCGAACCGAGCAAUAGCUUCUUCCUCGACAUGGACAUGGAGGAAGAGAAAAUGGACCUAGACUUGGAGCUGGUGCCGAGUUCAGCCACCACAGACGACAGGCUGAGAAGAUCCAACAGUGCCCCUUUGAUCAGUGGGCUUGGUGAUAAUUCACAGGUAUUCCAAGCUGACACAGUAACACCUAGAAGAAAUAACACAACGGUUAUGACACCACACUGUCUGGUCAGUGUGAAACCACUGAAGAAUUCUAAGUCUGUGAUUGACAUGACCAGAUUGGCAUCUCUGAAAGAUUACCCAGGCUGCGGAACGUUUUUGCCACCUUCUUCCAUUCCCAUUCCCAUUCAUACUUCCUUUGGUCGCCUUCACCAAAUCAAGCAGGAAGAAAGCAUGGAUUUAGUAAAUAGAGAAGCAAUGCGUGAAUGGGAGGUACAAACUGCAAUACAGAUAAAUCAGUCUUGGGAAGAAAGUUUGAAACUGAGUGACAAUGAUUUAGAGAAACCAUCUUCAAAGUGCAUUGAUUUAAUUCCAGUACCCCCAGCACCUACUCCCACCAGGGGGAUUGACAAGCAAUAUUUUUCUCCAUCGUUGCAAACUUGUGUGAGUUUUCCUCCAAGUCCUAAUCCCAGCCCUACGCAACAGUUUCCAGUAAGAAGAAAUCAAAGCCCCACCAACAUUAUUAGACCAAGUAUAUUUGGAGCAUUAAAAAGAAAAGUCACAGGUGAAGUGAUAGCCAAAGAUCAGCCCAAGAGAGUUUUCCAAGGCACAACCGACGUGCUUUCUCCCAAUACUGAUGAGAGUGCUUGGGAGAAGAGCUGGCUUAGUCAGAUAUAGAAUCUUCCCAGUCUGCUCAAGGCAUUGCCAAUCAAAUAGCCUUCAUCUGAAACAUCAGAUCUGUAGAUUAAAAUAAAAGAAGGGCACAUG